GCAGCUGCAGAAGGGAGAAAUCACGGCAGAAUCACCAAGCCCAAGACCUUAACACUCAAGAGUAGUAUCCACAAAAUAUUUCUAUUCUUUAGAAAGAACUGAAGCUCCACUGCAGUAGCUCUCGACCCGACCGACCCGACCGGGGCUCACUGCAGGAAAGUACAGCAUUCAAGACCAGCUAUUUCCUGUCACUACCGAGAAACCUGAAAAAUGAGACUUAGAGUGAAGUAUUCGAACUCCAAGAUUUCCCCAGCAAAGUUCAGCAGCACAACAGGCAAAACCCUGGUCCCGCCUUGCAAAAUAAGAAGAUCCCAACAGAAGACCAAAGAAAUCUGCCAUGUUUACUGCAUGAGACUCCGUUCUGGUCUCACCAUAAGAAGGGAGACUGGUUAUUUUAGGAAAGAACCCACGAAAAGAUAUUCACUAAAAUCGGGUAGCAAUCAUGAAGCGAGCUUCUCUGCCUAUCCACAGGAUUCUGGGAAUAGAUCCCUGCUUGACAGCAUCAAAGCAUUUUCUGCGUCAGUUGACACAUUGAGCAUCCAAGGAACUUCACUUUUAACACAAUCUCGUGCCUCUCUGAGUACAUACAAUGACCAAUCUGUUAGUUUUGUUAUGGAGAAUGGAUGUUAUGUGAUCAAUGUUGAUGAUUCUGGAAAAGACCAAGAAAAAGACCAGGUGCUACUACGUUACUAUGAGUCUUCCUUUCCUGCAAGUCAAUCAGGCGAUGGUGUGGAUGGGAAGAAGCUGAUGGUGAACAUGAGUCCUAUCAAAGACACAGACAUCUGGCUGCAUGCCAACGACAAGGACUACUCUGUGGAGCUUCAAAAGGCUGACGUCUCGCCGGAACAGGCCUUCUUCGUCCUUCACAAAAAGUCCUCUGACUUUGUUUCAUUUGAAUGCAAGAACCUUCCUGGCACGUACAUAGGAGUAAAAGAUAACCAGCUCGCUCUAGUGGAGGAGAAGGAUGAGAGCGGCAACAAUAUCAUGUUUAAGCUCUCUAAAAUCUAAACCAGUAAAAAGCCUGUGAGUUCUGGGUUGAAUGACUUAAUGUUUCCAACUGAAGAAAGGCUAACAGAGAAAGAGAGCCAUUCUUGGCUUAAGAUGAUGUGGAAUGUUAUUAUACAGAAAAAUUCUUUUAUUUGCUUUUGUACAGCUACACGUUCCAUAAACUCAUGAAUAUAUGACAUAAGGCAUCGGGAAAGAAACUGAAAGAGAUUCAGCCUUGCCCUUUCCUUUCUUCUGCCUUGAGUCCUGUAUGAAAUCACACUCGCAGACUUCUUCAGAAGAGCACGCAUCACAGCUCAUGGUUUGCUUUAUUUAGAGAGGGUCCAUUUAAAAAACCUUCACAACAACAAAACAAACAAACACAAAACACCUAUUUCUCUGGUUCUAAACAAAAGAUUGUAAUACUAGAGCAGUUAGUGGGAGGACCACCUAGGGGGAGGACCAGCUAGGGGGAGGAAUAGCUAGGGGGAGGAACAGCUAGCAGGAGGGACAAAUGCCUCCAUAGAUGCCCCAGGCAAUCCUCAGAUGAGCCCUUUCUGUCAAGAGUGAUGUUACCUGUGUUUGUUUCCUUCAUGGGGGGCUGCAACCCUAUAGGUGGAACAACCAUAGGAACUAACCAGUACCCCCCAGAG
Molecule: messenger RNA, 1637 nt
Organism: Mus pahari (shrew mouse)
Lineage: Eukaryota; Metazoa; Chordata; Mammalia; Rodentia; Muridae
Gene: Il33
Product: interleukin 33
Exons: 10
Coding region: 211-1008 (265 amino acids)
Biological process (GO): positive regulation of cytokine production; positive regulation of inflammatory response
Molecular function (GO): cytokine activity
Source: RefSeq, a predicted model, not a curated record